Echinops telfairi (small Madagascar hedgehog) is the source of this 699-nucleotide messenger RNA. Its product is annotated as protein Flattop-like. Gene Ontology annotation, cellular component: ciliary basal body. Gene Ontology annotation, biological process: cilium organization. The coding region runs from base 1 to 699 and encodes 232 amino acids. The record is from RefSeq and is a predicted model, not a curated record. Lineage: Eukaryota; Metazoa; Chordata; Mammalia; Afrosoricida; Tenrecidae. The transcript has a single exon.
AUGAAAGAUGUUGUUCUGAGUCUCCCACCUCCAGGUGGACCACCAAGAGGGGUUGAGUAUGAAAAAGCUUUCUCAUCCAAGUAUCUGCAGAACUGGUCUCCUAGCAAGUCAUCAAAAGAGAGCAUCUCUUCCCAUGAAGGCUAUACUCAGAUUAUCACCAAUGAUAGGAGUCACCUGUUACCUUUGGUGCCCCAUUCCAAGGCAAGUCCUUGGGGUUCCUUCAUGGGCACCUGGCAAAUGCUUCUGAAGAUACCUCCUGCUUGGGUGACUCUGACCUCCCAUACCAUGGCUAGUGCUGCCUCCCUCACCAAAUGGAUACAGAAAAAUCCAGAUCUGCUGAAGGCCUCCAAUGGACUAUGUCCUGAAACCUUAGGCAAGCUUCAUGAUGCAGACAGCCGGAAGAAACUCGGGGAGAAGGCUAUGACAAAGACUGAGCAGCAAGCACCAAAGAGAACCAGCACCCCAAACUCACCAGCCACAAGCUGCAGUUUCCAUGAACAACUGCAAAGCCCACCCCCUGCUGCAGGUCCCACUCCAGCUCUCCAAAAUCCACCUGCCUCUCCUAACAGCUCCCCUGGGAGCCCGUGUUCACUGGAAUGCUGGCAAGGUCCCACUCUGACCCAGAGUCCCAAAUGCAAACCUGGGGCUUCAGAAGAGAAUCAAGGCCAUGCUGAGAAGGAAAACUUAACUAAAGAUUGA